GGGAGUAAUUUUCUAAAUUUUGUUAGGCAAGGUAAGAGGACUAUGUGCUUCUUCUUUUUCUUCUUCUUUCAAAUGAAGGGAAAUAAGAGUAUGUGGUUGAUUGUCUGAAUUAGGAGUUGUUUUGUAUGUUGGAUAAAUUUAGGGAGGUUCCGUCCCUUUCGUGGUGAUAUAUUAGCUGUCAUUUUAGGUAUAAAUGGUGAAGCCUAUAAAAUAAGUUGAUGCCAAGACAAAGCUGCGUUUUCUCCAUAGCUCACCUAAUGUUGAAUUCACCAUGCUGUUUCUCGUGUUGAAAAGGAGUCAUUUUCACUCAGCGCAGCUGUUUUGUUUGCACACUCAUGCUCCAGCUUAUUAAAUUCACAGCUUCACGUCGCAUUUCUUUCUACAUUGAAGAUAUUUUUUUGUUGCAAAAUAAGCAGGAGUUUAGAGGUAAGCUUAAUUCGUUAUGGAGCGGAAGGAUGAAGAGCUUCCUUCGCUGAUCAAAGCUAUAUCCGACCAUGAGGUUGCUGGUUUUGAUGGUGUUGAACACCAUCCUCAUACGUCAGUUUCUGGGAUUAAAGCAGCUGAAAUAGAAGAUGAAUGUGAGAUGCCGCAGCAUUCUGUUUCGAUUAGCAUGCCGCCUUCACCUGUCGAGCACGAGCACAAAACAAAGAGAGUUUUGUUUAAUGACGAUACCACAAAUUUGGGAGCUCCAAACCCCAUGUUUUAUUCUCAACCCAUACCUAAAGCCUCUCUGCUGCACGAGGCCAUCACUAACGGAAAAUCCGCCCCGCUUCCACCCAAAUUCAGAGACAAGAGAUUCGACUCUUUCAAGACAUGGUCGGGAAAACUCGAGAGGCAGCUCACGAAUCUCCGCGGCGGAGCUCCAGAACCCGACCCCAAUUCUCGCCGCCCCGAAAUGGGAAGCGUUCCAGUAGACCGGUACUUCGACGCACUGGAGGGCCCAGAAUUGGACGUCUUGCGUGCGUCGGAGGAGAUACUCCUGCCGGAGGAUAAGGUGUGGCCGUUCCUUCUCCGGUUUCCGAUCUCGUCGUUCGGUAUCUGCCUGGGGGUGAGCAGCCAAGCCAUCAUGUGGAAAACAAUAUCUUCAACAGAAUCGACGAGGUUCCUCCACAUGAGCCCCCACAUAAACCAGGUGUUCUGGUUCGUCUCCAUCGCCUUGAUGGCCGCCGUGGCUUCCAUCUACGCGCUCAAGCUCAUCUUCUACUGGGAGGCCGUCCGCCGCGAGUACCACCACCCCAUCCGCGUCAACUUCUUCUUCGCGCCGUGGAUCGCCCUCCUCUUCCUCGCCAUGGGAAUCCCGCCGUCGAUGGCACACACUCUGCCGAAACCGCUCUGGUACAUCCUCAUGACCCCCAUCUUCUGCCUCGAGGUGAAGAUCUACGGGCAGUGGAUGUCGGGGGGGCAGCGCCGCCUGUCCAAGGUGGCCAACCCCUGCAACCACCUCUCGGUGGUCGGGAACUUCGUGGGGGCCUUGCUGGGGGCGUCGAUGGGGAUAAAAGAGGGGCCUAUCUUCUUCUUCGCCAUUGGAUUGGCUCACUACACUGUCUUAUUCGUCACGCUCUACCAGAGGCUUCCUACCAACGAGACGCUCCCCAAGGACCUCCAUCCGGUCUUCUUCCUCUUCGUCGCCGCGCCCAGCGUCGCGUCCAUGGCGUGGGCCAAGAUCGUCGGCUCCUUCGAUUACGGAUCGCGGAUCGCCUACUUCAUCGCCAUGUUCCUCUAUCUCUCCUUGGCGAUCCGUGUGAAUUUCUUCCGAGGGAUCAGAUUCUCGCUGGCGUGGUGGGCGUACACGUUUCCGAUGACCGGAGCUGCGAUCGCCACCAUCAGAUACUCGAGCGCGGUGGAGAACGCGGUGACCAAGACAUUUGCUGUGAUCCUCUGCAUUGUGGCGUCGCUCAUAGUGGCAGCGUUGCUGGUGACGACGGUGAUUCACGCUUUCAUACUGGGGGACCUGUUUCCCAACGACAUCGCCAUUGCUAUAAGCGAGAGGAGACCCAAAUCAUCAACCACGCGGAGAUGGUACCACAGAAGAGCUGCCAGCUCGGAUGCCAGCGUCGAUCAGUUUCUUAAGUUUUCCGAUGCCAAAGACGUCGAGUUGGACACUGGAAAGUGAAUUCAUUCUACAUUUUUUGUUCACUCAACCUAAGCUCUAUGCUAUAAGCUUUUGUAAAAUGUGAGGGAUUUUUGUCAACUAUAAACUAUCCAUUUCAUCAA
This is a messenger RNA of Salvia miltiorrhiza (redroot sage), 2214 nucleotides long. Its product is annotated as S-type anion channel SLAH3-like. Gene Ontology annotation, biological process: transmembrane transport; intracellular monoatomic ion homeostasis. Gene Ontology annotation, cellular component: membrane. The transcript has 4 exons. The record is from RefSeq and is a predicted model, not a curated record. Gene Ontology annotation, molecular function: voltage-gated monoatomic anion channel activity. NCBI's taxonomy places the organism in Eukaryota, Viridiplantae, Streptophyta, Magnoliopsida, Lamiales, Lamiaceae. Bases 443 to 2113 code for a protein of 556 amino acids.